AUGAAGGUAUCCGCUGUGUUUGCCCUUUUGGUGGCUGUGGCGUCGGCGAUUCCCCAAGAAGGAUACAACUACCAGGCGCCAGGAGGUCAGGGAUCCCAGUUCCCGACCGGGGCGGGAGGGGCACAGUACCCCUCCGUGCCCGCCCAGUACGCCUUCCAGUGGGACGUGAACCAUGAGCCUUCAGGGAACUUUUACGGCCACAAAGAGCAGAGAGAAGACGCUAACACUCAGGGAAGUUACUACGUCCAGCUGCCCGACGGUCGACGUCUUCUGGUCGAGUACUACGUGGACGCCUCCGGUUACCAUCCCACCGUCACCUUCGAGGGAGAGGCGCAGUAUCCUUCAGGAGGGAAUCGGGGAUACGGCCAGUCCGACUACGUGAUUCCGACAAUGCGACCAUUAGAAGACACAAAUGUACCAUGA
Penaeus vannamei (Pacific white shrimp) is the source of this 423-nucleotide messenger RNA. Its product is annotated as pro-resilin-like. NCBI's taxonomy places the organism in Eukaryota, Metazoa, Arthropoda, Malacostraca, Decapoda, Penaeidae. The record is from RefSeq and is a predicted model, not a curated record. Gene Ontology annotation, cellular component: extracellular matrix.